Molecule: messenger RNA, 1680 nt
Organism: Emiliania huxleyi CCMP1516
Lineage: Eukaryota; Haptophyta; Isochrysidales; Noelaerhabdaceae
Exons: 10
Coding region: 1-1680 (559 amino acids)
Biological process (GO): regulation of DNA-templated transcription
Molecular function (GO): DNA binding; DNA-binding transcription factor activity
Source: RefSeq, a predicted model, not a curated record
AUGCAGUGGCACCGCAUCGCCGCCCAGCUGCCCGGCCGCACCGCCGACGCGGUGCGCAACCGGUGGCAGCGGCUGCAAAAGUCGCAUUCGCUCGGCGAGACCGAGGAGGGGCGCGCUGCCCUCGACACGAUGCUGAUCGCGCACGGCUUCGACAAGGACUGGGGCGUCAAGGCCGUGUGGACUGCCCACGAGGACCAGCUCAUCGAGGAGGGCGUCCGCCGUUUCGGCCACAGGUGGCGCCAGGUUGCCGCCUCGCUGCCCGGCCGGUCCGACUCGUCUGUCCGCAACCGGUGGACGAAGCUGCAGCGACCGGGCGUCAAGGCCGUGUGGACUACCCACGAGGACCAGCUCAUCGAGGAGGGCGUCCGCCGUUUCGGCCACAGGUGGCGCCAGGUUGCCGCCUCGCUGCCCGGCCGGUCCUACUCGUCUGCCGCCAAGGACGCUUUGGCCGGUGGACGCAACGCCACCGGGUACGAGGGAGUGCUCAAGCAUACCUCUGGCCGCUUCCAAGCGCGGCACAGGGUGGGCGGAAGGCAGGUCUACUUGGGCACCUUCGACACGGCGGUGGAGGCGGCGGUGGCGUACGCGCGGGGCGUUGGGCCGGGGCCCACCGAGGCGGAGGCUGAGGCGGCGGAGAGGCGCCGUCGCCAGGAGGCCCCGCGCUGGCGUGUCGAGAUCCGUCGUCACCCAAUAUACGGCACGGUGCGCAAGGGCGGCUUCAAGACCAAAGGCACCGCGCUCGUUUUCCGCGACUCCUACAUCACCACCGGCAAGGCCCUCCUCACGCGCGAGGCGGCCGCCGUCUUCGGGCAGAAGGAGGAGCUGGCGGCGCGGGCGGCGAUGCCCGAGGCGCACGAUCGGCAGGGCGAGGAGCUCGAGGCGGCGCUGCGCUCAGCGCUGCGGGGCGCCGCAGAGGGCACGGCAAAGGCGGAGGGUGCGGCGGAGGGCCUGGCGGAGGCCGCGGUGGAGGCGGAGGCUGCUACAGAUGCUUUCGGCCGGUGGACCCGGGCUGUGGCGACCCUCCGGCCGUACUCGCUCGAGUGCGCGUGGCACUACGGCGCCAAGCCCGACGUGGAACAAUGCGAUUGGAAGUCGGCUGCACGCGCAAAGCUCGCAAAGGCCAACGAGCUCGCAAAGGCCGCCGAGGCGGCGCUCGUCGAGGAAGCCGAGGAGGCUGCCGCCGCCGCCAAGGAGUGGACCGAUGCGCUGGUCGUCGACGCCGCCACCAUCGUGCUCGAGGCGAUGCGCGCGCGGCUGCCGUUCACCGCGUCGACCGGCGGCGGCGACUCCUGUAUGAGGCUCCAAUGGGUCCGCAAGCUGCUGCUCGAGUGGGUGGGGACGCUGGACGGUUUCGACGAGUCGCUUCUCGAGGACCGGGCGUUUCUGCGUUUGGUUCGCACGACGGCGUACGCGUGCCUCGCGUUUCGCGAGGCCGCGGCGCUGAUCUGCACCGGCCGGCUGACGCUCUGGAUCCGCGCUCGGCAGCAGGCGUCGCUGUGGGAAGUGCUCAAGUUCUCCGGGCUAUGCAGCUCGCAGUGCUUCGAGACAGUGCUCGAGGUCGCCAAGGCGCUCGAGCGGGCGGCGGGCGAGUACGGCCGAGCAAUGGCGUCCAGGCUGCUGCUCGCCGCGUCCGAGUCGCCGCACAUUUGCACCGGGUACACAAUGUAUUUCGAUCACUAG